Messenger RNA from Fukomys damarensis (Damara mole-rat), 869 nucleotides. Its product is annotated as cytospin-A-like. Gene Ontology annotation, molecular function: protein binding. Gene Ontology annotation, cellular component: filamentous actin; microtubule organizing center. The record is from RefSeq and is a predicted model, not a curated record. Lineage: Eukaryota; Metazoa; Chordata; Mammalia; Rodentia; Bathyergidae. The transcript has 2 exons. Gene Ontology annotation, biological process: actin cytoskeleton organization. Bases 213 to 764 code for a protein of 183 amino acids.
CUUUCUCUGUGAAUCUCAGCACUAAGUUUAACUUAACUUUGAUAUUGUUUUUUUGUUUUCAGAGACAUUCCAUAAGUGGACCGAUCUCAACAUCCAAGCCCCUCACAUCCUUGUCAGAUAAGAGACCAAACUAUGGAGAGAUCCCAGUUCAAGAACAUCUGUUAAGAACAUCGUCAACUAGCCGACCUGCUUCUCUCCCAAGAGUACCUGCUAUGGAAAGUGCCAAGACCAUCUCAGUGUCUCGACGAAGUAGUGAGGAAAUGAAACGGGACAUCUCUGCACCUGAUGGAGCAUCGCCAGCCUCUCUUAUGGCUAUGGGAACCACAUCACCACAGCUGUCCCUGUCCUCCUCUCCCACAGCAUCUGUGACCCCAACCACUCGAAGCCGCAUAAGAGAAGAAAGGAAAGACCCUCUCUCAGCAUUGGCAAGAGAAUAUGGAGGAUCGAAGAGGAAUGCCUUGUUGAAGUGGUGCCAGAAAAAAAUGGAAGGCUAUCAGAAUAUUGACAUCACAAACUUCAGCAGCAGCUGGAAUGAUGGGCUGGCCUUCUGCGCACUCCUGCAUACAUAUCUUCCAGCCCACAUUCCAUACCAAGAACUGAAUAGCCAAGAUAAGAAAAGGAACUUCACACUGGCCUUCCAGGCAGCUGAAAGUGUUGGCAUCAAAUCCACACUGGACAUUAAUGAGAUGGUACGCACCGAACGGCCAGACUGGCAAAAUGUGAUGCUGUAUGUGACGGCAAUCUACAAGUACUUUGAAACUUGAGCACACCAGGCGGAGCUGCCGCUGGCUGGGGCCCUCGGCAGUAACCAAGUGACACCAAUACCCUUAGCUAUGCACCCCUCAAGCUUUUGGCAACUCUGGGCUGUC